UUCGUGAGUAUAACAGGCGCAAAAGUCAUCUUUUUGGUUAUUCAUGUAGAAAAGAUGGUGGUGACAGCAGCUUCUGUUCGUCAACAACUGACAAAUUUAGCAUAUUCCGGAGGAUCUCAUAAAGAUCAAGCGGAAAAUUGUAAAUGAAUAUGUAAGUUUGGUCAUUUCGAGACAAGUUUUAACAGAUGUCAGUAAUCGAUUAUUACUUUUACCUGAUGAAGUAUCAAUGGCCAUUUCACAUUAUACAUUAGACAAGAUACAACCAAGAGUGAUCUCAUUUGAAGAACAAGUCGCUAGUAUAAGGCAACACUUAGCAAAGAUCUAUGAACGUAAUCAAAAUUGGAGAGAAGCUGCUAAUGUUUUAGUUGGAAUACCAUUAGAAACAGGGCAAAAGCAAUAUACAGUUGAUUAUAAGCUUGAAACUUAUCUUAAAAUUGCACGAUUGUAUUUAGAAGACGAUGAUCCAGUACAAGCUGAAGCAUUUAUCAAUAGAGCAUCUCUUUUACAGGCUGAGUCAAAAAAUGAACAGUUACAAAUUUACUAUAAAGUUUGUUAUGCCAGAGUAUUAGAUUAUAGAAGAAAAUUUAUAGAAGCAGCACAAAGAUACAAUGAAUUAUCAUAUAGAUCUAUUAUCCAUGAAGAUGAACGUAUGACUGCACUUAGAAAUGCAUUAAUUUGUACAGUAUUAGCUUCUGCAGGUCAACAAAGAAGUCGUAUGUUAGCCACAUUAUUUAAAGAUGAGCGUUGUCAACAACUUCCUGCUUACUCAAUUCUUGAGAAAAUGUAUUUGGAUCGUAUUAUUCGACGUUCUGAAUUACAAGAAUUUGAAGCCUUAUUACAACCUCAUCAGAAAGCAAGUACAAUUGAUGGAUUGGGAUCAACUAUUCUUGACCGUGCCGUUAUAGAACAUAACUUAUUAUCUGCUAGUAAAUUAUAUAAUAACAUAACGUUUGAAGAAUUAGGUGCUUUGUUAGAAAUUCCACCAACGAAAGCAGAAAAGAUUGCUAGUCAAAUGAUCACAGAAGGUCGAAUGAAUGGGUACAUUGAUCAAAUUGAUUCUAUUGUUCAUUUUGAAACACGUGAAACCUUACCAACGUGGGACAAACAAAUACAAUCACUUUGUUAUCAAGUAAACCAAAUAAUAGAAAAAAUUGCUCAAACUGAACCAGAAUGGAUAGCAAAAGCAAUGGAAGAUCAGAUGGUGCAUUAAUAUAAAUUUUUUUAAUAUUAAAAACAUACAUAAAUACACACAGAUCGAAACAAAAACAUUAGAUAAAUAUUUGAUACGUAAUCUAAAAAUUUGGAGUCCUUAAAGAUUAUUGUGAUUCUAUAAUGAUCUUUAUGCAUUGCAAGUAAUAUAACAUGCUCGUUAAUUUUUAUUUUAAUAUGCACGAAAUCAAUUUCUAUAAUUUCUGAUUAAUAAAUAAAUUUUCAUUUUUCAUAAUACAAAUAAAAAUAUCAAAAUUUAUGGAAUAUUUCAAUGUUCACAAUUUUGGUUUUAUAGUUAUAAUUAUUUUAUAAAAUUCAACAAUAUAAUAAGUAUAAAGUGCGCAAAAUAAUUUUAUUAAUUAAGCACACUUAAAAUAUUAUUUGUUUAACGUUCGUUUGUGACUGUUAUAAAUUUCACGCAAACCAUACUUCAGCUGAGGGAAUAUUGUAAUUGUCUCAUGUAAAUAAAGCAUUCACACUGCACAUAAAAUAAAAUUUUCUUUAUUUUAUGAACUAAUCAAAGCUUCAUUUAGAUUUUGCUGAAUAUUUAACAACUGUUGAUGUAUAGGAGAAUAAAAUUGUAUGAGUACAAACCUCUUAUGUAUUAUAACUUUGCUACACAAAACAAAACUGUGGAAUUAUUUAUAACUAAAAGUAUUUAUUAUUAUAUACUAUUUCAAAAAUGUAAAAUCUUCAUGUAAGACAUCAGACUAAAUUAUUGGAAUCUUCAUGACCAAACAUACAUUUCUCAAUAGAUUUCAACAUUAAAAUAGCCACGCUGGCAGUACUGUUUUGUAUUGAUUAUUCAGACAGGAAUGAAUGUUGUUACAUCUCAUGAAAUGAAAAAUCUACUUAAUAUUUGACAUUAUUUAAUCUCAAGUCCCUGUACGUUAUUUAUUAAGUGCAGACGUUUUUACAAUAAAUUCGACUAUUAACAUUAUUUGUGUAACUAUGAGAACGUAUGUGGAGCAUUAUAUCGUGUGUUAUUUUGAAAUCAACCAUAGAGCUUAUAAUUAUUUUGUAACUUGGUAACAUUUAUUACUGAAAAAUAUAUUUCCAGAAAUGUUUAAAUACACUUUUUUUCUAAUUUAAUUUUAUCCGUAUUUGUGAUCAACGUUACUCCGUGAUUAUAUUUUUCAUAAUUAUGUUCAGAGUAAUUAA
Molecule: messenger RNA, 2370 nt
Organism: Heterotrigona itama
Lineage: Eukaryota; Metazoa; Arthropoda; Insecta; Hymenoptera; Apidae
Source: the annotation of a GenBank genome assembly